Chenopodium quinoa (quinoa) is the source of this 296-nucleotide messenger RNA. RefSeq names its product ADP-ribosylation factor 1-like. The transcript has 2 exons. Lineage: Eukaryota; Viridiplantae; Streptophyta; Magnoliopsida; Caryophyllales; Amaranthaceae. Bases 12 to 284 code for a protein of 90 amino acids. Gene Ontology annotation, molecular function: GTPase activity; GTP binding. Gene Ontology annotation, cellular component: cytoplasm. The record is from RefSeq and is a predicted model, not a curated record. Gene Ontology annotation, biological process: vesicle-mediated transport; intracellular protein transport.
UUAGGUGAAAUAUGGGGCUAUCAUUUACCAAAUUGUUCAGCCGGUUAUUUGCCAAGAAGGAAAUGCGAAUCCUUAUGGUGGGUCUCAAUGCGGCUGGUAAAACUACAAUUCUUUACAAGCUUAAGCUGGGAGAGAUUGUCACCACCAUUCCCACCAUCGGAUUUAAUGUGGAGACUGUGGAAUACAAGAACAUCAGCUUUACCGUGUGGGAUGUCGGAGGUCAAGACAAGGCAAGUCCUGUCUACUUUAUUUAUCUGAUAUCAUCAUGUGUUGCUAUUUUUUAAGUCUUAUAUUGA